Molecule: messenger RNA, 12348 nt
Organism: Odontomachus brunneus
Lineage: Eukaryota; Metazoa; Arthropoda; Insecta; Hymenoptera; Formicidae
Product: dipeptidase 1-like
Exons: 12
Biological process (GO): proteolysis
Molecular function (GO): metallodipeptidase activity
Source: RefSeq, a predicted model, not a curated record
GGUGGUGGCGGCGGCGGCGGUUACGGAAGCGGGCCGCAGGAGCGAGUGCAUCAGACCCCGCGACCGGCCCAGCCCGACAAGUGUCCCUAUGACACCUACCAGGCGCAGAUCCCGGACUGCUGCGCGGCCGCGGUAGCGGCGCAGGAUCCGUAUCCUCGGCCGCCCAGCGGCUACGACGGCAGGUGCUACGACGAGUGCCAUCGCAGGACGCCGUACCACGAAGAGUCUUAUACUCAGGAUGUAUCCUCAACCUUCCACCGGCCCCAAUCUCGACUGGGCUACGAGGAGCGUCCUCAGUCCCGAGUGGGAUACGCUUCGGAUUCCAGGUGCGCCAGCGGCCUCGGUUACGACGAUACCGGUGGGGGUUACCUGGACCAGAGCGACCCGAGGAUGUAUUGCACCGGCGGCUAUUGCAUGGGGGACACGAUGAUGGCGACGAGCAGAGGCGUGUGCGGCGAGGAGGUCGAGCUCGACAUGCGGAGGCACAUUCAGGCAUGCGCCUGUACAUGCAACCACAUGGGCUACGGGAAUUACAUGGACUAUCAGACCACGUGCCUAACAGAACUGCCAGACGUGGCGCCGUGCAACGGUACCGUGCGACUACCGCCGCCGUGCGAGGACUCGCCCAGCAGCGGCAGCAGCAAGGAUCGUAGAGACGAGAGUCCUCACAGGAGGUGUCGGGUGUUGGCACCUGUUUUGCUCCUAGUAGCCGCCCUGCUCCUUGGAUGCCUCUGUCUGCCGUUGCUCCUUCAAUCCGCGCCUGCCACGCACCAGCAGAGGCUGGACGUGAUCAGGAGGAUCCUCACUGAAGUGCCUCUGAUCGACGGGCACAACGAUUUGCCCUGGAACGUCAGAAAGUUCGUACACAAUCAACUUGGCGAGGUCAACCUGAGCAGCGACCUCGGCAGGGUCGACCCUUGGGCCAGAUCAGACUGGAGUCACACGGACAUCCCUAGAUUACGCGCUGGUCUCGUCGGUGCACAGUUUUGGUCUGCCUACGUUCCUUGCGGCGCCGCUCAGUUAAACGCAGUUCAACUCUCGCUGGAACAAAUCGACGUGAUUCGUCGACUCGCCGAAAUGAAUGCUCAACACUUAACCCUGGUUACCUCCGUCAAAGGUCUCAUCGAGGCGCAUAGAGAAGGCAAAAUCGCGAGUCUAAUCGGAGUGGAGGGCGGUCACUCCCUGGGAAAUUCUCUGGGUGUCCUCAGGACGUUUUAUGGCCUGGGAGCGCGAUAUCUCACCCUGACGCACGCGUGCGACACCUCCUGGGCAGUCUGUUCUGUUGGCGAGACGAACAACACUCAGGACUCCACGCCGGGCCUCAGCGAAUUUGGAAAAGCAGUUGUCAGGGAAUUGAACAGGCUGGGCAUGUUGGUCGACCUCUCGCAUGUCUCGACAAGAACGAUGAGGGCGGCCCUGCAGACGACGAGGGCACCGGUGAUUUUCUCGCACAGCGCUGCCAGGGCGCUGUGCAACUCCACCAGAAACGUGCCGGACGACGUGCUCAGAAAUCUGGCUAAGAAUGGCGGAGUGGCGAUGGUCCCUUUUUAUACCUACUUCAUAACGUGCAACAGCACCGCUACCAUAAAAGACGUUAUUGCGCACAUCAAUCACAUUCGAAAGGUGGCAGGGAUCGAUCACGUCGGGAUCGGAGCGGGUUUCGACGGAAUAAAUUUCACUCCCACUGGCUUGGAAGAUGUCUCGAGAUAUCCGCAAUUAUUGGCCACCUUACUGGAGGAUCCUUCCUGGACGGAGGAGGACAUUAAGAAAUUGGCCGGCCUUAACUUGCUGAGGGUAUUCGCGAAAGUCGAGCAGGUUCGCGACGAGUGGCACAGGGCGGCGGUGUUACCCGUGGAGAAGAUCAGCCCGCCGGAUAACUCUGCCUGCGUCUACGGAGCGUCCUGAUCCUCUUUGCGGACACUCACACCGGGACUUCUCGACUUUGCGCGAUCGCCGAAGAUCCUGCGAGUGGCGCGGUAUUACGGGAGCCUGUGAGCACGCGUAUCCCGAAUCGCCAAAGGAUCCUUCCGAAAAAAGAAAGCCUCCACACAUCAGACACUCGCCGGGCAACGGCAAAGAGAAACAGAGAGAAAGAGAGAGCGAUUCACACCGAAAGAAACUGCCGACUACUUCAGGGACUCCGUCGCGCCUUAACGAGUGACGAAGAUUUAGCGCGGGAAUGCGACCGGUCUUUCGAAAUUAAUGGCGUCGAGGAUCCUUCAGAGACACCUUUGGGACGAGCCCGUUCGUCCGCUUCCGACGUCGCUUGGAAGAAUCUCAAGAUCAACGCCGCGACCAUAAAUCGCGCUCGCGAUUAAGAUGUGUUACGUUUGAGAAAUGAUCAUUCUCCCGUUGUAUGAGCAUGCGCCGCUUCAUUUCGCAAUAUUGGCCAUGAAUUCGCAAAGUCUCAUAAUACUAACGAAAGAUUAACGACUGUUCUCCCAACUGUUUCCGUGCUUGUGAAUUAUUCGGUAUCACAUUUUGCGAUCGUUUGUCAGGCGUUUCCGUCCAGACCCAAAUUAAAAUUUCGCUUCACGCAUCCGGACAUCCGGUUUGAGCAUUAUUUCACGUCACGAGCGAUACACUGAGGCAUAAGUGUGCUUUAGACCCGCCACGCUAUACAUUGUAACUUGUACCAAGCGAUAAUCGCGAAACACGAAAGUCUAACGACACGAUCUCGUAAUUCCCGCUUUCAGAUGCAAUUAUCCGACCAUGCGGAUUAGUCCACGAAAGUGCAUUACUACGUCCUCAGCUUGUUGUCCAACUUAUUUCGCUGAUCGCGAAGGCGAUCGGAAGGAUCCUCGAGAAAGCCUCCCAAGAAGAGGCAAAAACUCAUCAUUGUUGACGCGCAUUUACUUCCAACUGUGGCAGCCUGAUUCUCAUAUCACGUUCACAUCGACGCAAUUUUCGCGCUAGACUAAUGAAAUUCGGAAACAGGCGGCCACAUUUAGCGCUAAAUGUGCGGACAGGUCACACGACGACACCGUAUGUGAUCAAUCCUAUGAAACUUGUGAAACGUGCUCGGGACUGAAGCCGAAACCGCACGUUCGAGAAUGCAGGACAAUUAUUAUCACAUCUCUCAGGCGUUACGAUUAUAUCGUUCUUUAUAUUUUCGACCAGUGGAAAAAGAACGUGAACAACGCCAGCGUUAUGCACCAGCCGAAGAAGAGAUAAAUUGUACUUUUAUAAUUUUUAGACGAAUUAACGAUAGUACCGUAUCACAAUGUCCCGGAAUCCCGCGAAACGUUUGGAUUCAUUCCCAUGAUAGACAGGAACUGCAGUUCUACGGAUUGCGUGACGGAUUAAUAGACGUUUGUACCGCUUGCGUUCCUCGUAAACGAACUCAUCUUUGCUCGCGCUCGCGUGUACUUCCUUUUCCGAGCGAAAUCAUAUCUCCGGAAAAAUCUUUCGGUGGAGCUCGCACCUUUUCGUUUUUAUCCGCAUAGAAAAUUUCUUAAAUUUAAUUGGGAUCUAAUCCGAUUUCCCAAAAUAGAGUUAUGGAUUCUGGGUAGAAAUGUAAUAUUUCGAAAUUCAAAGUUUCCCUCGCAUUUUCUCUAACCCCGUAUCUUCAUCUUACAUUAGACAAAAGAAAAUAUGGUAACACUUUCCGAAUAAUUUUCUUACUCGGAAAGAAUGUUCAAAGUGUUAAAUUCUAAACACAAGAAAACACAAUGCAUUUUUAUUCGCUUCCGUAAAAGUUAUCAAAAUUUAAUGCUUUUUUUAAUCAGCGUAAAAUACAUCGAGAAAUAUGAAUUUAUUAACAUUGUUGCGACUCAAUAAAAUUGAAAAAAGUUAUAAUAAAAAACAAAACAUAUAUUUGUAAGAACAGUAACGUUUGAAAGGUUAAUCUGAACAAAUUUUACCUAUACGUUCAGAACUCUAAGGUUAAAAAUAUUUUUUUUUUAUAUUUUAUUCUAUUAAAACAAUAAUUGGUAUGAAAAUGAAAUUCUCCGUUUGUUACCACAAAAAUAUACUGACAUUACCGACUGAAAAAAGCGCGAAUUCUUGUAACAUUUCUGUUCUGAUUGUAGAUAGAGGAUCUAUUGUUAGGACAAAAAUGAAAUGUUUUCAAUUACUAUCAGUUGAAAGAAAUUCAGACAUUCUAAUCAGAAUCUAUGCUGUAUCUGAGAAAAUCUUGGGAAAUUUUUAUGCGGCUCAGUAUCGAUCUGUGCUCGCGGAUGCUCGUAAAAGCGAGGUAUACAGAGUUUUUCUCAACUCUUCGACAAACUUAUAGCUAUGAAGUCUUUCGUCAUUCCGUGAGUUGAGUUUUUCCAAACGAAAAUACAGUCAAAUAUCAAGUUUCUUACACUUUCUUCACUUGCAACAUUGCAUAACGUAACUUUUAGUGGCUCGUCUGUAUCCUCCAAAGAUACUUCGCGAGAGAGAUUAUUCAUAUCUAACCACAAUAGAAAGGUUAUUAAUAUUUCGACAAUAUAUACACUUAAGAAGGAGUGAUUCCGUACUAUUCAAUGAAUCCGCAGCGGUGUUUGUCAGCGUAGUUUUGAAACGCCCUGUAUAUAAACGUCGAAUCGGACAAGUGCGCUUAUGGUGUGUGAAUUUCAAGAAAUCACUAAGGAGAUAAUUGAGAGAUUAUUGAGAGAGAUAGUGCUAGAAAGAAUACCAAAUUUCUGGCGACUCGCUGAAGCCUCGAAAAUAGCUCCCACGUGUCAAUAAAGAGAACAAACGGCAAAUCUCGUUCUAUGACUAGCUUCUGUAAUUGAUACUAACGCAACGAAUCGAAUUUCGUCUUUCGAAUAUCGACUUCGACUACUUCGUAAAAAAAAAGGAAGAAAAGAGAAAAAAAAAGUAUAAAGGGAUUUAACAUCGUUUUCCGCAAGAUGCACGCUUCUGAUAGAUAACACUUUGCGCUUUCGACUGAACCCGCUUGCUGAAGAAUAUCGGCCAGUCUUGAGAUCCACUUGGCACGCGGUGUUUGCGACAAUUGUUCCCCGCUGUUGGGUCACGACACGCUCACGGGUGCGUGUGGUAACGCGCGCGCGCGCGAGUCGACUCGUUGCCGAUGUUGAACACUGCCAACAAGCCACGCUUACGCAUACUGGAUUCUCUGCGAGGACUCGGGUCUCAUACCUGCGAUACCCCACUCACAAAAACGUACGCGAAGCACCGAAUCUUCGAUCGACGAUCUGACGGUCGCGCGACGGCACGGAAUUCGAUAGAUCGAUACCUACCUGUCGCGCGUCGGGAAACCGAAACAUCCUCACAUAUCCGCAUAGACGAGCUUCCCGAGGCGUGAUCGAUCGUACUUUGCGCACAAUUGCUCGAGUUCCACCGCCGUGUUUACCGCAUCCCUGAUUUCACGAAACGUCGUUCCGUUCAACACGCUCCCUGCCUCCCUCUUUCUGGUCCCCGCCCCGUCCCGUCCUCCCUCGCGCGAAUGCUCCGUGUGAACGAAUGUUGAUCUAACAAAUCACACGUAAAGCGAAACGCGAUCUGUAUUCUUCGAAAGUUAUCGCCGACGCGAGCCGUUUAUUUUGAAAAUGGCGCGCAACGAUUUUCAGAAAUAGAAUUUACAGAGAGUUCACGGGCACACACGCGGGAGUUUGUAUUCUGGAAUUGAAUGCGCGUCGCGAACUUGGACUCCCGCCACUUUCAAAAUAAUCACACGACGAACAACUUAUUACUGGACGAACAGUUACGCAUCGUCCCUUCCCCAUCCCCUUUCUCCCCUUCCCCGCCUAGGGCUGUGAUAUUUUCCACGAGCCUCAUGAGACGUUUUGUGCUUCCACAUUAAAAAAAAAAGAAAAAAAAGAAAUCAAGGCAUGUCGCUGAGGAGAGGAAAUGUGUCGCCGAAGAAAAUCACGCGAUACACUCGACGAUUCAUUAAAGCGAUAAUAGUUGGUUUCAACUUAUAUCAUCGCACGAACAUUGCCGAGCCGAUCUUUGCAUUCGAAUCUCAUUGAGGAAUACAGCGGUUGAAUUAAUGAGAUUUUGCUUGAACGGACAAAAUUCGUCCGAGCGAAAGUUUAAAUCGCACUGAGAGGUAAAAUAGUUGAUCUAAUUAAAAUUAUAAAUAUUUUUUGUUCCAACCAUACUUUUUAAUUAUUCCAACACGAAUAAUGGCGGUAGUAAUAUGCACAUAAGAUUAUUAUUACUAACAUUACAAUAGAACUCAGGGAAACAAAUUUUUAGUUAAAGAUAUUAAAUGAAAAAAAUUAAAUAAAUUUCUCUCGCAAAUGCAAGAAAAAAAUUUUUUUAAAUUACUAUAAAUUAUGGAUAAAAAUCUUGACGAUAAUUUACAGUAAUUAUUUACCAACGUGAUCACAAUUAAAAAUAUCAGAUAUUUUUUUUCAGUGCGAUUGAAUGAAUUAUAUAGUUACUGCAAUGAGUUGUCAAUUGAUUCAAUAAUCGCAAUUUGGUCAAUAACCGUAUCGACUUAUACUGUUGCAUUGACGCGUAAUUUGUCCAAUAGAUACAUUUUAUUGAAGACGAGUGACUGCCGAUUUUGUCGAUUUCCCAAUUGCUUAUUUUUCUCAGUGCAGGAACCGUGAUUUCAAACAUUCGUAUUGUGAUUAAAGUGGAAAAAAGUCAUAAAGCACAUAGACAGAGCUAUUUCCGAGAUGCUAACUUUGCUUCGCAUCCCCCCACUUUCCCGCUCUUUAUCCAUAUAUCUGUGCACUAUUACACAGAAUCCCGUAACUAUAUAUGACUUCGUAGCAUAAGUUCGCCGCGAAAACUUUAAAGGACAUAUUUCAUCCCGACGUUACCAAUAUUCCGCGAAAUCUCUCAGCCGACCAUCGUACCGCCUUAAUCGAAUAAAUCGCGAGACAUCGCGCGAGAACGAGACAUUCUGUCGAUACGCCGAGAUUUUCCGAUUACGACUUUGUAAUAUUGCGUUGAACGAUAGCGGCAUCCAAGCGCAGGAUCCGUAGCGGAAACGACGAGAAGUAUAGCGUAGAGUUUAUCGCGGACCGUACAUUUGCGAGAAAUUUUUAGGUACACAGUUGAAAAUCGCGAACGAUUUAACGAAAACACACACGUACACACUCGCUCACUCACACACACAUAUACCCACAAAUGCACACGCAUCUCGUGAGAGAACACGAACCGAUGCCUUCAACAAUUCGCGGCGCUAUUUCACGAGCGACGGAAUCUUCGUCCGCGCAAACUGUUGGAUAAUUAGAAUUUCGACGCGGAACACUUUUUUGCAAGAAGAGAAACGCGAGUUAAAAAGUGCUUGUAUAGCUGUUAAUUCGUAAAAAAAAUAUAUAUAUAUCGUUGGCUAUACUUUUCCCCGCGGCAACACAUUCGGAUUUCGAUCCGUGCGAAAAUGCGAAUUCCUUUUUCUCUCGAAGUAACGUUAUCAGUAUGCAUCUCUAUUCCGAGAAAUCUCUAGCAAAUACACUGAAAAUUGUCAAAAUAAACAAAAAAAAGAAAUAAAAGUUUACGAUUAAUCAAUAACCGUACUAGCGAGACGCAGCUCCCCUUUACAUACAUUUUAGCAGCAAUAAACGCAGGUAACCGCCAGAUAGUCUACUAUUAAGUAGCAUAAACGACCAAUAGGAAGAUACGCAUAAUUUUUAAUUCGUAUGGAGUAAGUCUAACGAGUACGUAAUUACGGUACUUUGCUCAAUACCACCAAUUAGGACGUCAGGACAUACACGGGACACAUAUACACACACACACACGUAAACCGCUCUUUCCGUAGCGUCUCCGUAAUGAGAAACCACGUUUAGAUAAACCAAACGAUCGUCACGGUUAUUCUUUAUAAAUCAUUUACGAGACCUUCCCGCUCGCGCCAAGACGUGAGUAGACGCCGAGACAAAUACUAUACGAGCCGACCCGAAUCGAGGGAAAACCUAGAUAAUCAUUUUGAAGUGUGUAUGAGUGAUCACGCGCGAAAGAGCGAACGAUGAUUAUAGCGAAAAUAAUGUGCAGCGUUCAGCAUGCGAGCGAACGAGACGAGAGAGAAAAGACAUAUUGUCAAAAACCGGAAUAAUUUCGAGCGCUUCGAGACGGAGGACGUAACAACAAUCGUAUCCGACUGAUGUCAAUUAUUUGUCAGCGAGAGAUGAAUCUUAUCGAUGCAUCACUCGCGCCUCGUAUCGUUUCGACAAUCCACACUUCUCGACUUCAUUUCGUCACAAACUGACAAAUAUUUCUCGCCUUACAAUGAGAAAGAAAAGACAAUGAUUGAUCCAAUUAAAAUUAUAGCUACUUUUGAACCUAACCAUAUCUUUUGGUUAUUCUAACACGAAAAUGGUAAUAGGAACAUGCAUAUAAAGUUGUUAUCACUAAUAUUGUAGUAAAAUUUAAUUUAAGAAAUAGUUUUAUUGACCAUAAUUUAUAGUGAUUAUUUCUCUAUGAGAUUUUAUAUAUAUAUAUAUAUAUAUAUAUAUAUAUAUAUAUAUAUAUAUAUAUAUACACAUACAUUACACAGCGAUUGCUCGACAAGGCACGGAGAGAAUAAAAUUGAGACAAGCAGAAUCCCGGACAUGGACGUUCUCUUCUCGAACAGCUCGAUCGUUAUUCUUUCGAUAGAUCAACGUGUUCAUUUUUGUAAAACCUAAGAAGUAGGGCGAUCGACCCACGCAUGUGUAGAAACCAUUUUUUCUAAAACGACUUGACCGGAGAAUAUCGGAGGAGACGCGAGAGAAGGAAGACAACGGUCGAGACGACAAAGGGAAAUCUUAGCUAUAAACCUUAACGUGUAUAAUAUAAACAACACACAACUGCCUAGAAAAAAUUCAGAUUAAUAUAUAUAUAUAUAUAAUAUUAUACUUACUAUAUUAUAUACAAUUAAUAAUGACAUGUCUAAACGCACAACGGGCAAGUUUAACUGGGCAAAGGAAUGCGUGUGUAAAAUAAGAUAUACAUCCAACCUGUAACUAAUGUACGUACGUGUGUACAAGAUGUCCCAGAACCGCCGGAACAUAUUUCAGUGACCGAAUCUUAGCUAACCGAAGGCCGAAUUGAAGAAAAUAUGUCGAAAUAUUUGCGAUUCUGACGUUAUAAGGCAUCGAUAGUCGUUGAGUUAUAAGCGAAAAUAUAUGACGAGUGAAACACCCGAGAGCGAAAGAGCGAGAGAGAGCAAGAGAGGGAUAUAUAUAUAUAUAUAUAUAUAUAUAUAUAUAGAGAGAGAGAGAGAGAGAGAGAGAGAGAGAGAGAGAGAGUAUGUGAAAGCUUAAGCAGAGAAAAUAACAUCAUAUUGUUUAAUUAAAAGUUCCGUCUGCUUUUACUUGAACGAUAUUUGGCGGCUACCACACGAUAUGCUUUGCGUUGAAACUUGAAUAAUCGCGAUGUGAUGCGUCUUCCGUGAGAGAGAACUUCGUUGUAGAAAAAAAGAACAAUUUCUGUGCGCGAGAGCACAGCGCAGCCCCGUCGUUAUCCGAAAUACACACAGGUAGUUUCGCGAUACGCCGUACAACAGGCAAGGGGGAACGACGAAUCAGUUCAGCGACUGCACUCGAGAGACCAUAACGCAGCACGUUUCUGACCGUAGCUACGAUUUUUCACUUUGCCGGACGAUGAUAAUGUACUCCCCAGCACUUAUCCGCGAAACAAGUUUUGCGAUCGGAUGUCGAUAUAUCGAGAAUGCCAGCGAAAACAAACUUACAUUGGUACGCUAGCGCCCAGCCGCGAUAUUUCGCCCGUUAUCUCAGCCAAGUUACCGGUUUGAAAAGUUAAACUCCUGCGGGGACGUCGUACAUUUCCGACACCCUCAAUAAUGCAAGCGCAAGAAAGGGAUCAGUUGCUGUAAUGCGAGUUCGUCAGGCGUUUUCUAUUUUCCGCGAUCUAGAAGUUGCGCGGAGACUCGUUUCGCCCAGCGUUUCGUUACGCGCGAUAAUAAUUUUAAGUAUACUCUCGCCGACCUCUGACAGCAAGAUUCUCGGGGCGAAAUAACAGCGAUCGUCAUCGACUUUUGAACGGCGGGAUCAAAUCGCACUUCGGAACGGCUAAAGUCGUGCAAGUUGGCCCGAGCGAAAAGGCGAGGAGUAGCGCAAUGGCAGACACCGGGAAGUAACUGUAGAUUUUCUCACGACGAACUUCGGCCAAGAUACGACGCGAAACUUUCGUACGCUCGCAUUCUCGAUUUAUCGCUUUGUCGAACGCUCGAGAUGAAUCCUAGAGAUAAAAAAAAGUGACGACUGAGCCGAAGCACUUUAACGGCGACGCCACUCUAAAGAGCGUCGCCGUUUAUCGCUCUGUGCGAGAAAACUCGGGAACGCGAGAGGCGGAGUGGGAGAGACGUUAAAGGGAAUUUCAUUAUCAACAAUUACAAGUACAAUCAGCAGGAUGCCUCGAGCUGUUCGAUGACUUAUACAGCGUGUGUAAAAGUUUUUAGAAAAAUUUAACUACGUGAUGGAGCGAGCGAGCGAGCGAACGAGAGAGAGAGAGAAAGCGAGAGCGAAAACGCGCGCGAGAGAGAAUUGCGAGAUGAUAAUACAUUUAAUGUUACGAGGAUUAAUGCAUGACCGGAUAUUAAAGAGACUAUGAAAAUGGAGAUAAUAGAGAGAGAGAGAGAGAGAGAGAGAGAGAGAGAGAAAGUUUUAAUAAAAUAAUUCGUAACGCGCGCGCGCGCACACGCGCUCUAUAAACAAGAGACACUAUUGAUACCUAUUACCUAAGAAUUCAUAGGAUAUAUAUAUACGCGGAUACACACCUACACAAUCAUAGAGAGAAAGGCAGAGAGAAUGUGUGAACGAGAGAAAAAAGGAGAAUCUGAGAAAAAAAGAGCAAAAUGGACAUGGAAAUCCUAUGAACAUAACUAUAAAUAUAUACCGACGUAUGUGCGUGAUUACAUUAAUAUCUAUGCAAAAUUAGACAUCGAUGUACUUGCGGACGUAACACGUGCAUGAGACUAAAUCUUGCUAUUAUCUAUAUGACAACAGAUAAAUAUAUACUAUAUACAUAGGAUGUCGCACAACGCUAUCGCCACCCUCUUCUUCUGCGGAUUCUUUGAUUUUGAAUUCACCUUCUCCGUAUGAAUGUUGAAUUUUUGAUACUGGGCACUCCACUGCAACUGAAUCCACGCUUGAGAUUCUGUUAAUGUGACGUUAGCAAAGUGAAACAAGCGCAACAUUUGAUCAACACAAGAAAGCUUCUGCGCUUCUUCAAUUGCUUAUAACUCAAGUACUAUUGAUGCUUCGACAUUUUCGACUGAAGAAAUUAUCGAACUGAUCAAAGAAUUCUCAGAGAAAAGAGUGGCGCUGGUCCACUGGAGCAUCCUGUACAUAAGGAAAAAGAGGGAAAGAGAGAGAGGAAAAACAAUGUAAAUGUAUGAAUGAGAAAUAUUGUGCGUAAGAGAGUGUAAAGAGAAUAGGAAUGAACUAAUUGAGAAUUUUUUAAAAGGAAGUCGGGCCGCGCGUUUUUCGAGCGUACGCUCGCCGGUCCCGGCAAACUUAGGGAAAUAUUUACAAGUGAUACAUUUACUUGAGGGCAGUUUUAGUUAGAGUGAGAAAGAUAAACCUAGAUCUCGUGUAUAAACUAAUUUUAGGAGUUUCAGUUUGUUUGAUGUUAGAAGUGAUCCGGGAGAACGUCGAGUCGAUCGUCGUGGACGCGCGAGAACGCGGCAAUAAAAUCGAAUCGAAACGAAUCGGUAUCCUGUUGCAUUUAAUUGCGGGCUCUCAUGUUCGCGGACGAUUAAAGUCGGAGCGCCUCAUCGAGUUUGCAAAAGGACUUCCUCCUUAAACUUGCGCAUUGGCUAGUCGAAGCGCUAAUAAGGUAACUUACCCGUUCACGAUUAAACCGCUUUACAUUAAUUAGGCGCGCUUGCUCCGCUCUAUGAAAUUCAAUUUUACGACACCGUACUAUAACUAAGCCAUUUUAGUGGAUCAGCAGCGUUUUUACUCAAUUUCUUAUCAUUAGUAGGCAAUUACGAUUGUUGAAUUUUUAGCAAAUUGAAUACAAGUAAAGAGAGAAGCAGAGGAUUGUUACGGGAGUAAAGUAAGCGUUUAAAACGAGAUAUACUCGAAAAGACAUUUCGGAGGCGAGAAUGAAAGCUUAUGCGAAUAUCACGAGUCACGCGCCAUUUUACGGCGCGAUAGGUCAAGUUAUUAAUAAAUGAUUAGGAAAUUUUGGAAUCUCCGGUCGAGAUAAACGCGCAAGAUGAUACGCUUGCGGCCUCAACGGAGACCACUGAUUCGAUUUUACGCGUCGGUCAUUAAAAAGAAAGAAAAAAAAAGAAGAGAAAAAAGAAAUUAUUACUUCGCGUGAUGAUGCGAGUUUCGCGAAGAGCGGACGAAGACGAUCGCAACGGCGAUGAUUUUAUCUACGUUAAUCUAGAAGACAUUGCUGGAACAAUGAUUUGUACGCCUUCUAUGAAGGACCCUAGAGUACAUUAUUAUGUUACCUAAUACUCAUAAGCAUACAUUAUCUAAUAAAUAUUAU